Poecilia latipinna (sailfin molly) is the source of this 3352-nucleotide messenger RNA. RefSeq names its product ras/Rap GTPase-activating protein SynGAP-like. The record is from RefSeq and is a predicted model, not a curated record. Gene Ontology annotation, biological process: regulation of GTPase activity. Lineage: Eukaryota; Metazoa; Chordata; Actinopteri; Cyprinodontiformes; Poeciliidae. The transcript is spliced from 15 exons. The annotation marks the transcript as partial.
AUGCAAGGUGUGCCGUCCCCCCCUCCUAUCAUCAUCAUCAUCACCACCAUCAUCGCUCCCAAGCCCACUCCUUCCAAGCUCCUUCCUACCACCGUCCCUCACACGAACGUCCUUCCUACGAACGUCCCUCCUACGAUCGUCCCUCCUUCGAUCGUCCCUCCUUCGAUCGUCCCUCCUUUGAGCGUCCCUCCUUUGAGCGUCCUUCCUUUGAGCGUCCUUCCUUUGAGCGACCUUCCUUCGAGCGUCCUUCCUUUGAACGUCCCUCCUUCGAUCGCCCAUCCUUCGACCGUCCUGCCUACGAACGUCCCUCCUACCACCACCCAUUGCACGAGCGCCCCAUCUACGACCGCCCCUUGCAUGACCGUCAACCCCACGACCGCUGGAACCCUCGUCGUUGUGUGAGCUCCGGACAUCAGUACAACAUGUUGGACCAGGAAGAGGUACACCCUUUGCUGAUGCGAGAGAGGCGCUCAGAGUCCCACAGGACCAAGCUACUGCGUCGGACAGUCAGCGUUCCUGUUGAGGGAAGGCAUCACCCCGAGAUGGAUCACCGUGCCCGGAGGAAGAGCAUAGCCACUGGGAAGCAACCCAGCAUGGAGGUCCCUCCCACUGCCCCCCUUCAACCCUUCCGACAAUCCAGUUUCCUCAGUAAGAGGUUGAAGGGCUCCAUCAAGAGGGCUAAGAGUCAGCCGAAACUGGACCGAACGAGCAGUUUCCGCCAAAUGAUCCUCCCCCGCUUCCGCAGUGCCGACCAAGACAGGACCCGUUUGAUGCAGAGCUUCAAAGAGUCCCACUCCCAUGAGUCCCUGCUGUCUCCCAGCAGCGCUGCCGAGGCGCUGGACCUCACACUGGACGAGGACGCCAUCAUCAAACCCGUCCACUCCAGCAUCCUGGGACAGGAGUACUGUUUUGAGGUGACAACGGCUUCAGGAACCAAGUGCUUUGCGUGUCGCUCAGCCGCAGAGAGAGACAAAUGGAUCGAGAACCUGCAGAGAGCUGUCAAGCCCAACAAGGACAACAGCCGGAGGGUGGACAAUGUGCUGAAACUGUGGAUAAUUGAAGCCCGCGAGCUCCCGGCUAAGAAGCGCUACUACUGCGAGCUGUGCCUGGACGACAUGCUGUACGCCCGCACCACCAGCAAGCCCCGCACCGACACCGUCUUCUGGGGAGAGCACUUUGAGUUCAAUAACCUGCCGGCCGUCCGCAACCUUCGCCUUCAUCUGUACAAGGAGACGGACAAGAAGAGACGGAAGGAAAAGAGCACAUACUUAGGAUUGGUCAGCAUCCCCAUCUCGAGCAUCACCGGGCGGCAGUUUGUGGAGCAAUGGUACCCAGUCAUCCAGCCCAGCGUUCUCACAAAGGGAGCCGGCGUCGGAGGAGGGAAAAUUAUCAACGCCUCGCUUCGCCUCAAAUCCCGCUUCCAAACCAUGAACAUCCUGCCCAUGGAGCUGUACAAGGAGUUCGCCGAGUACGUCACCAACAACUACCGCACCCUGUGCGCCGUGCUGGAGCCCGUGCUGAGCGUGAAGAGUAAAGAGGAAGUGGCCUGUGCUUUGGUGCAUAUCCUGCAAAGCACAGGGAAGGCGAAGGACUUCCUGUCUGACAUGGCCAUGUGUGAGGUAGACAGAUUUAUCGACCGAGAACACCUUAUAUUCAGAGAGAACACUCUGGCCACCAAAGCCAUAGAAGAGUACCUCAAACUGAUCGGACAUAAGUACCUCAAGGAUGCUAUCGGGGAGUUCAUAAGGGCCUUGUAUGAGUCAGAGGAAAAUUGCGAAGUGGACCCUAUGAGAAUACCACCCUCUGUGCUACCAGACCACCAAGCCAAUCUUCGAAUGUGCUGCGAACUGGCUCUCUGCAAAAUCGUUAAUUCCCAUUGUGUUUUCCCCCGUGAGCUAAAGGAGGUUUUUGCGUCCUGGCGAGUGCGUUGUGCCGAGAGGGGUCGGGAAGACAUCGCUGACCGCCUCAUCAGCGGAUCGCUCUUCCUGCGCUUCCUGUGUCCCGCCAUCAUGUCCCCGUCACUUUUCAAUCUCACCCAGGAGUAUCCCGACGAGCAGACGUCACGCACCCUCACUCUUAUCGCUAAAGUAGUGCAAAACCUCGCAAACUUCUCCAAGUUUGGCAGUAAGGAGGAGUACAUGUGUUUCAUGAAUGAGUUUUUAGAGAUGGAGUGGGGCUCCAUGCAGCAGUUCCUGUACGAGAUCUCCAACCUGGACAGCGUCAGCAACGCAGGCGGCUUUGAGGGAUACAUCGAUCUGGGCAGGGAGCUGUCCAUCCUGCACAGCCUCCUGUGGGAGGUUAUGGCUCAGCUCAGCAAGGAUGCCAUCAUCAAGCUGGGCCCUUUGCCCCGCCUCCUGAAUGACAUCAGCAUGGCGUUGCGUAACCCUCACCUCCAGAGGCAGCCGAGCCACCAGACGGACCGGGUGCAGGACAGACAGUCGGACAGGCUGCUGUCUCGACCAAGCUUUAACCGAGGAAUCUCGUCAGAGUUCCAGAAUCUCAUGAUGAGGGACUUAAACAGCUCCAUAGACAUCACUCGUUUGCCUUCCCCUACUUCCACCGGAGGGGUCAUGCCAUCCCGCGCCCAGCUGAGCUUUCAGGACCGUGAUCACCCUCAUCGAGCCUCCAAAGACAUGUUCUACGUUUCGCGGCCGCCCCUGGCCCGCUCCAGCCCGGCCUACUGCACGAGCAGCUCGGACAUCACGGAACCAGACGCUAAGGAUUCCCGAAUGAACAGCGUGUCUAACCUGCAGUCGGUGGACAUGCUCAACUCCUCCCAGGCCUCCAUCGCCGGUAUGGGCAGCUUCGGUGGGCUGAGCAGCGGAGGCGGUGGCGGCCUGGGGUCGGGCCUGAGCAGCCAGCUGCGGGCCGGUGGGAGGUUGUCAGCUGGCUCCGGCGGCUCCAGCAUGUCAGGCGGCCUCCGGCUGAGCCAGCUGAGCCAGAUGGGCACCACCACCGACUCGCUAUCCCAGCAGCAGCAACACCAGGCCGCCGCCAUGCGCUACCCGCUUUCCUUCCAGAAUCCUCUCUUUCAUCUGGCGACGGCUGACGGGCCACAACAACAGCUCCACCACCAGCACAGCCGAGCUCAGCCCCCAGCGCCCCUGCUCCUGGCCCCUGACCCCGAGCCCUCUCACCAGGCCUACAUCCCACAGUUCGCCCAUGGGGGGUUCUCUCGCAGUGAGGAUCUGUCCACGCUCAGGACCCGGGAUGGUCACCUGGGCCAGCCCAGCAUAAUCCACUCACACAGCUACAGUGACGACUACAGCAGGGCUGACUACGGACGCAGGCAAAUCUCCAUGCAUAUGCAGGUAAAAGUCCUUUAAUCAGUGUUUCUAGAUGUCUGGUGACA